This is a messenger RNA of Sphenostylis stenocarpa, 1122 nucleotides long. The record is from the annotation of a GenBank genome assembly. Lineage: Eukaryota; Viridiplantae; Streptophyta; Magnoliopsida; Fabales; Fabaceae.
AUGGAACCCUCGAACAUCACCACCCAAAGUUCAGAGCCACGUUACCCUACACGUGCGAAAACUUCUCGAACCUUGUUCUAUGAUUUUGGAACCCCCAAUUCCACACAGCAUCAAGUUCCGAGUCCAGACCCAAAACAUGUUCAAGGAACCCAAUUUCCUUCACACUCAACACCAAUGGAGAAAGCACCAGAAGAAACCAGCGUGGUUGGCUCAGAAGAAAUUGAUUUCGGAAUAAGAGAACAAGUUAAGCAAAAACGAUAUCGUAAACGGAAUUUCAAGAAAACAAGCUCAAUUUAUCGAGGAGUGACAAAGUGUAAGGGACGUUUCGAAUCCUUUGUGUGGGAUAAGGACCUCAAAACAACUGGAAAGAGAGGAAAAACAGGUGGAUUCAAGAAUGAACUUGAAGCAGCAAGAGCUCACGAUUUGAUUGCCAUUAAGAUAUGGGGCAAGUUUGCAUACACAAAUUUUCCAAUGACUUUCUAUUUGAAGGAAAUCUCAGAAAUGGAAAAAUGGAGUCUAAGAGAAUAUAUUCUUGAACUCAGAAGGCAAAGCAAGGACCCUUCAACUACUGUGACGGAUGGAAGUAACGUCUCCAGUUCUGAAGGUGGAGGAGCUUCAGCUGAAGUGGAAGAAAACAAUGUAGUUGGUGAUGCAUUGUCAAACCCUGAAUCCACCACCACAAUGCCACCAAUGUUAGAUGAGAGUGGUCAACAAUCUGAAGCACCAACAGCUUUAGAAAACGGAGAUGAGAAUAAUGCUGAAGAGAACAAAAUUCUGUGUGAUGAUGAGUAUCCAUGGUCAGAUGUUGACCUAAGUUUCCCUCUUUGGCCAUGUGCUUUUGGCGAUGCACCAGUUGAGGAGCAUGCCAAUGCCUUAGGCAGUGCCCUAAAUAGGGAGUCCUCAAUGAGUAGUGAGAAUCCAGCAGGAGCAGAAAAUGGCAGUGUUGCUUCAUUUGGGUCAGGUUCUCCUAACGUUCAACAAUUUGAAGCAUUUGUUCAUAGGUAUGAACCUCUCCAACAUGAGCUUGACAACAACACCCAUUCCGAAGAUGAGGAGGACAUGGUUGUUGACAACGAUUUCGACAUAAGCGAGUAUCUGAAUCUCGACGACAUGGAUGAUUAG